UAAUUAUUAUCUAAUUAUCUAAUUUAUCCACACUGCACAGCAAUAAACAGUUUCAUAGAGCUGAAUGCAACUGCGCAAAAUCUUUAGCUUGCCAGUCCAAUCGCUGUCCCCCCUUUUGUUUACAUACCGCUCUCGUCAUUAUUUUCGGAAUAUGUCUUGUUCCGAUCUGGUUCCUCCGGCCGCUGUCCGUGGGAUGACCGUGCUCGAUAAAGGUGCCUUUGAAAAACGAAUUAGUGUACCCCACCUGCUAGUGCCUCGUGAUUUAGAUUUCAAUCAGAUAUGUUCGACAACGAAGAAUCUUCUGCUGAAGAUAGAACGAUUCAAACCGGUAAAUUCAGAAGAAUUCAAGAUAACACUGCAUCCUCUAGCUGUAAAGCAAUGGGAAGACUUGAAGGACGUAAAUCUGGAGAAAAAGGGUCUCAGUGAAAAAAACUUGGUGUGGGAAGAAAUCAAGCUUGGAUAUGACAAUUGGAGAUACGAUGAGAUACUGAAGGCUGUUCUACCGGAAGAUAAAGAAGCCUUGACGACAUUUUCGAAGGUUGGACAUGUGGUUCACUUGAAUUUGAAGGAACAUUUGUUACCGUACAGAAAUCUUAUUGGGGAAGUCGUUAAAGAUAAGAUACCUGGCUGCAGAACGGUCGUUAACAAGCUGCUAACGAUUGAUAACACGUAUCGGAAUUUUCAAAUGGAAUUGCUCUGCGGAGACGAAGACUACCAAGUAUCGCUCAAAGAGAACGGCUGCAUUUUUGAAUUCGACUUCUCCAAAGUUUAUUGGAAUUCGAGGCUUUCAACCGAACACGCCAGAAUCGUUCAAAUGCUGAACAAGGAAGAUAUAUUGCUCGAUGUGUAUGCCGGUGUUGGUCCCUUCAGCGUUCCUGCUGCCAAGAAGGGAUGUGCAGUGCUGGCGAACGAUCUUAAUCCCGAUUCGUACAAGGCAUUGGUGCAUAAUUGCAAGAAAAACAAAGUUGAUGCAGGAGUUCAAUGUUUCAACAAAGAUGGAAUCGAGUUCAUUCGGGAUGAUAUUAGAAGAUACAUUAUUUCUCGAAACGCAGGUGAUAACACCAGAGGACAAAUGCACAUUACGAUGAACCUUCCGGCUUUAGCCGUUGAGCACUUGGAUAGCUAUGUUGGUUUGCUUCGAGGAGAGACCCUUGAGAUUACGCACUUCCCAAUAGUGCACGUCUAUUGCUUUGCAAAAGGGGUUGAUGACAAGAAAACCCUAGCUCGAAAAAUGGUGGAGGAAAAUAUGGGCAUUCUGUUGGGUGACAACCUGAAAGAAAUUUCAUUUGUGAGAAAUGUAGCACCUAACAAGGACAUGAUGCGGGUUAGCUUUCUUCUAACUCAGGAAAUCUUGUAUUCCAAUGGCAGUUCCCUGAAACGAGCAUCUCCCGUGGACAGCCUGCAAAGUGCUAAACGGAAAUGUAAUUUUCCAAAGAUGGGCAAAAGGAACAUCAAAAAUCGCAACCAGCAGAAACAGAUAGCAAAGAAAGUUAAUAAUAUCUUCACUGUCUCCCAGGGCAAGAAAAGCAAUGCCAAGAAGGCGAAAGAGGUGUCGACGAAAUUGAAAAAGAUAAAUGUACACGACAAGCGAGAGAAAGCGGACAAAAACUUCCAGGCUCUGCACGCUCAGAUAGUGUCCAAAAAGCCAGAAAAGAAACCACCACCGAAACCACUUCCCCAGAAGAACAAAAAGCCAACUAACACCAAACAGGUGGAAACGGGUUUGGAUGAGAUGCAGGUGUAGUGCUGCGCCGAUAAGUAUCCACAAAUUUCCGCAUAAGUGUACAUUGUUUUUAGCAUAUGAAGCUGUAAUUAU
Messenger RNA from Ochlerotatus camptorhynchus, 1816 nucleotides. Its product is annotated as tRNA (guanine(37)-N1)-methyltransferase. Gene Ontology annotation, biological process: tRNA N1-guanine methylation; mitochondrial tRNA methylation. Gene Ontology annotation, molecular function: tRNA (guanine(37)-N1)-methyltransferase activity. The coding region runs from base 65 to 1744 and encodes 559 amino acids. The transcript has 4 exons. NCBI's taxonomy places the organism in Eukaryota, Metazoa, Arthropoda, Insecta, Diptera, Culicidae. The record is from RefSeq and is a predicted model, not a curated record. Gene Ontology annotation, cellular component: mitochondrial matrix; cytoplasm.